Molecule: messenger RNA, 1350 nt
Organism: Rotaria sp. Silwood1
Lineage: Eukaryota; Metazoa; Rotifera; Eurotatoria; Philodinida; Philodinidae
Source: the annotation of a GenBank genome assembly
AUGUAUGAAGAGAAACUUUUUCUAGGAUCAACAUCAAGUGUAACAACGACUGCCACUACAUCAUCCAUCACUGUAUUGUGGACGUUUGAUUCUACUACGAGUGAUUUUUAUGGCAAUUACAAUGGUAGCUUGAUUAAUGGAGCCACAUACACACCGGUGUCACAAACUCAACCCUAUAUAGGGAAUGGACAAGCACUCUUUCUAAAUAAUUCCGUGUCACUAGCAACAAAUCAGUCAUUUGUAGUACAAGCAUUUCUCAAUUUAUCCUAUCAAAGUUUUACAAUUGAAGCAUGGGUAUAUGCUUUUACUGCUCCUACUGGUGAUAAUCCCAUAUUGAGUCAAUGCCAGUGCGCAAACUGUGCAGAUCAAUGUUUAUCUUUAAUCAUUCGAUCUGGACAUCUAUAUAUGAGCUUUACAUUAAACGAUUUGAUUGGUACAACAACAAUGUCAAUUAACACUUGGUAUCAUGUUGCCUUUGUUUAUAAUUACGCAACAUCACAACAAAUAAUAUAUCUCAAUGGUAUACAAGAAGCUAUCAAAUCAUCAGCUUCACCAUAUCAAGGUGGCAACGGAACAAUACAAAUUGGAGUAGCACAAGUCCCUACACAAACAUCAUUUUUCAAUGGUUAUAUUGAUCAUGUGAGAAUCACAACACGUGCAAAAGGAGCAACAGAAAUUCUGAAUAGCGCAACCCUAAUGGCCCACUAUUCAUUUGAUUUGCCCGAUCAAACUGCUGAUAGUGGUCCAAAUGGUUUGACUGGUAUUAUAAAUAAUGCAGCUCUUGUUUCUGGACGUGUCAAUCAAGGACUGAGUUUCAGUGGUACUGGUUCCUAUUUUCAGGCAUAUGGUUUUUAUCAAUUAGCUUGGGGUGUUCUUGGAAAUAAACCAUUCACUAUUGCAAUGUGGGUUAAUCCAGCAUCAACCAGAGGUUCAACAUUGAUACAAGUAUCGCCAUCCCAGAAUAGCACUUUAGGUACAAUAUACAUCAUGAAUCUAAUCGGUUUUGUGUCGUCCGGUGGUGCAAGCCAUGGGCAAAUAGCUACACAGCUUUAUGCAUGGCCUACAGUCUUUGGACCAUUUUUGUCGGUCAACACAUGGUCUCAUAUUGCAUUCACAUUUAGUUCUACAAAUGGUAACACACAAUAUAUUAACGGCGUUGCAGUCGGUUCAACAGGUGCAGUAACUUCCAGUAAUGUUUAUGGCACCAUUAUGUGGUUACACAUCGGCUAUGCCUUUUGCUGGAGUAGUGCUUAUAUUCCGUGCUCUGGUUAUCAAGGCUCAGUUGAUGAAGUUUAUAUUUACAAUCGAGAACUGAGUCAAUCAGAAAUCUCAGCACUUGCAAAUCCAUAA